This is a messenger RNA of Aspergillus fumigatus Af293, 1974 nucleotides long. RefSeq names its product putative glucokinase regulator family protein. Gene Ontology annotation, biological process: amino sugar catabolic process; glucose homeostasis; negative regulation of glucokinase activity. Gene Ontology annotation, molecular function: fructose-6-phosphate binding; enzyme binding; enzyme inhibitor activity. Lineage: Eukaryota; Fungi; Ascomycota; Eurotiomycetes; Eurotiales; Aspergillaceae. The record is from RefSeq and is a predicted model, not a curated record. Gene Ontology annotation, cellular component: cytosol; mitochondrion; nucleoplasm.
AUGGAUCUGGCCAACCUGUCACAGCUUCAGACCGAAGCCGUCAAUCCCCGGACGGCGCAGAUCGAUCAGAUCUCGACCCUGGAGAUGUGCCGAUUGAUCAACGAAGAGGAUCAUUGCGUCGCCCCUAGUCUCACACCAUGCAUCCGCCAGAUUGCCGCCGCCAUUGAUGCGCUCAGUCCACGCGUGCGAAACGGCGGACGAGUCAUCUACGUCGGUGCAGGGACAAGUGGAAGACUCGGGAUCCUCGAUGCAUCCGAGAUCCCUCCGACCUUUGCUGCUCCGCCAUCUCAAUUUGUCGGGCUGAUUGCGGGCGGUGAUGCGGCUAUUCGACGAGCACAAGAAGGGGCCGAAGACAGUGUCGCCGCGGGCGAAGCCGAUAUGCAAGCGUUGAAGCUCAACACAGAACUGGACAGCGUCAUCGGUAUCGCUGCAUCUGGCCGUACGCCAUACGUCCUCGGGUGUUUGGCAUUCGCGAAACAGAUCGGCUGUCUCACCAUCGGUGUAGUGUGCGCUUCUCCCUCGGCAAUGGGAUCAUCCGGGACAGUCGACUUCUUGAUUGCCCCGCUGCCAGGGCCGGAGGUCGUCACGGGCAGUACCCGGUUGAAGGCGGGAACGGCGACCAAGAUGGUCCUGAAUAUGCUCAGCACAGGCACCAUGAUCCGGACGGGCAAGACUUUUGGAAACCUGAUGGUAGAUCUUGUCGCCUCCAAUUUGAAGCUGGAACAGCGAUCGCGCAAUAUCCUACGAAGGCUGAGUGCUCGGUGUGACGGUAUGACAGACGCCGAGCUGGACGCGUUGCUGGCAAGAUGCAAGGGAAGGGUAAAGCUAGCUCUUCUUGUGGCCGAAACGGGCGAAGCGGUUGAACAGUGCGAGGAGAGGUUGGCAUCUGCAGGUGGCGUCCUCGCCAAGGCUUUCGAAACGUCUUUGGCCGGGGUCACGGAUGUCCAGACGCCUCCUGCAGAGAGACAGUAUGUGCUUUGCAUUGACGGCGGAGGGACCAAGUGCGCGGCUGUGAUCGCGGACCUGCAAGGCACCGUUGUUGGGCGAGGGACGACAGGACCAUGUAAUCUGACCGAUGGCAACGGCAUGGAAGAGGUGAUUCAGACACUCAUGACUGCUACGAAGGACGCUUUGCCCACGACUGUUUCACCUGCAGACUCCCAACUUGGAUUGUUGUUCAAGUCAGUCUGGAUUGGCUUGGCGGGAAUUGACCGGAAGAAUUUCCGAGCGUCUCUCCUACCAAAGAUUUGCGAGUGCUUUGGCUUGACGGAGAAGGACAUUCGGCUGACAAACGACGUGGAUCUGCUGGUGGCCGCUGCGACUUCCCACCGCGACUGUUCAUCUGCAGUCGUCGUCAUUGCUGGAACCGGCAGCGUCGCCAUGCGAUACAACCGAAGUGUCGAUGGCAGUGAGUACUCUCGAGUCGCUCGAUCCGGCGGCUGGGGUCACAUCUUGGGUGACGAAGGAGGCGGAUAUGCCAUCGGAUUGGAGGCGAUCAAAUACACCUUGACUGUUCUCGAGGAAAUGAGACUCGGCAUACGUACUGAACCAUUGGGGCUGUUGGAGCAGGCAGUUCUAAAACGACUGGGAUGUGCCAGCUGCGGACCAAAGCAGAUUGAUCUUCUCAGUGAGAUCCUGGUUCAACAGCACAAACAGACGAUCAAAGCUCGUAUUGCAGGUAUGGCCGAAGUGGUGCUCAGCCUGAACGGACAGAGCGACACGUCCUCGGCCAUUGUCAGCCGACAACUUGACUACUUGGCAAGUCGGACUGUAGGACGUUUGUUGGAUCCUGCUUGUGCUGGAUACAUUCCUACAGAACAUUCCGGUCUGAUUCUUUCCGGCAGUAUCCUCAACAAUCAAGCUUAUCAGGAUCAAUUUCUCAAUGUGCUUGCGAAGAGCGGGGCCAAGUUCGCCUAUGUGGAGAGAGUAUCUGAUGCAGGCCUCCUGGGCGUACGGCAUCUGACAUCGCCUUGA